Rana temporaria (common frog) is the source of this 2386-nucleotide messenger RNA. RefSeq names its product UTP4 small subunit processome component (gene UTP4). The transcript has 17 exons. Gene Ontology annotation, biological process: maturation of SSU-rRNA from tricistronic rRNA transcript (SSU-rRNA, 5.8S rRNA, LSU-rRNA). Gene Ontology annotation, cellular component: 90S preribosome; small-subunit processome; t-UTP complex. Bases 86 to 2146 code for a protein of 686 amino acids. Gene Ontology annotation, molecular function: RNA binding; protein binding. The record is from RefSeq and is a predicted model, not a curated record. NCBI's taxonomy places the organism in Eukaryota, Metazoa, Chordata, Amphibia, Anura, Ranidae.
GGGGGCGGGGCUUCUCGUGACGUCUUUCCGCUUCCGGGUUCAGGGAGUCUCCACGUGAAAGAAGAGGAGCAACGUGAGAGCCGGAAUGGGGGAGUUCGUAGUUCACCGUGUGCGGUUCUUCGACUAUGUUCCAUCCGGUGUGCGAUGCAUUUCAUACUCCGAACAGACGGGUCGGCUCGCUGUGGCUCGCAAUGACGGGUCUGUGGAAGUCUACAACUUUCCUGCCAACUACUACCAGGAAAAGAUCAUUCCUGGUGAUGAGAAGAGAUCCACAGAGUCUAUAUGUUGGGUUCCCGGUGAUCGACUCUUCUCUGCAGGUCUGAAUGGAGAGAUCAUCGAAUACGACCUGGAGAGGCUGUGCGUCAAAUAUUCUGUGAAUGGAUUCGGAGGCCCCUUGUGGAACAUCACACCAAGUCCUUGUGGGUCUCAGCUUGCCGUGGGAUGUGAGGACGGCUCCGUGAAGAUGUUCACCAUUACACCAGAGCACAUUGUGUUUGAGAAGAGCUUGGAUCGACAGAAAGAGCGUAUUCUGUGCCUCGCUUGGCAUCCUUCAGGUUCCCAUAUUGUUGCUGGUUCCAUCAACGUGAUUAAAGUGUUCAGCGUCUCAUCAGGUCGCCUGCUGCAAGUUCUGAAGAUGGACCGCCGUGGGCUGGUCGGCCGGAAACGAGAAUGUAUAGUCUGGGGUGUGUCUGUUCUGUCUUGCGGGGAAAUUGUCAGCGUGGAUUCUUCUGGGAAGCUCCAGUUCUGGAAUUUAGAGACGGGGACACUUAUCCGCUCAUACACGGCCGCCACCAGUGAUAUCCUGUGCAUAGCCGUGGCUCAGAAAGAGGACAGUCUUGUUGUGGGCACUGCCCAGGGAUCCGUCUUACAGUUCCAGCACUUGGCGUUGCAGGCUGGGAAGGAUGAGAAGCAGUGGGUCGCCACCAAACCAUUCCAGCAUCACAGCCGUGACGUCCGGGCCGUGGCUCACAGCAGCACGUCUCUGAUUUCUGGAGGUUUGGAUGGCAAUAUUGUCGCACGGCCGUUGUUGGAGAGGAUAAAAGUAAAAUCCUAUGAGGCUGCACUGAGAAAAAUCACCUUCCCGCACCGCCACCUUGUGUCUUGCGCUCAGGCUUCCCGCUUGCUGCUCUUCCAGUUCUCCGAUCAUCUGGAGCUGUGGCGUCUGGGGCAGACUGAUCAAUCAGGUAAAGACGGUGAUAUCCUUCCUGUGAAGCAUGAACAGGAGCUCCUUCUACAGCUGAAGAGAAAGGGAUCUGAGAGUAUCCGAUGUAGCUGUAUCUCCCGCUGUGGGUCAUGGCUGUCCUACACCACCGCCUCUCGCCUCUUCCUCCAUCGGCUGCACUACGACAAUAAUAAUUUCAGUAUCAGUAAGGCUCCAAAGUUCGUCCAACCACCAACCGCAGCUCUGCAUCUUAAGUUUUCUCCUGACUCCAAACGGCUGUAUGUGGGAGCAGAAAGAGGAUGCGUUCAUAUUAUGGACCUGUCCAAAGGCACCUGCCAGCACAGUCACACUCUACAACCACCAUCAGCGUCUUCACAUCCUGUUCACCUUCUGACUGCCAGCGCGGAUGGGUCCCUACUAGCGGUAGCCACUUCUAAUUCUCAGGUUGACAUCUAUAAUGUGAAAGACCUAAAGUAUAUUUGUUCUGUUCCCCAGUACAACUCUCCCACAACUGCAAUAAGUAUCCACCCAUCCACCAAUAACCUAGUGAUCGCCUAUGCAGACCAGCAGGUGCUGGAGUUCAGUAUUUCCCAAAAUAAGUACACAGACUGGGGCAGGAAAGUCCUCCAACAUGGUCUUCAUCGCGAUUGGCUGGAACGUGACACGCCUAUCAUGGGAAUCACAUUUAACCCCUCAAGAUCAAAGGACAUCCUUAUGCAUGAUAAUUAUAUGUUUUGCGCCAUUGACAAGUCUCUACCUCUUCCAGAUGACAAGACCGUUCUGGUCAACCAGAGGACGCUGAAGCAGCUCUCGGUCAAUGCGCGGAUGAGCCAGGCACAUGCUUUUAAAAUAACCAGAAAAUAUCAGCCAUUGCUGUUCAUGGACUUGUUGGAGAACGGCGAGUUGGUUCUGGUGGAGAGAACGCUCAGUGACAUUCAGGCGCAGCUGCCACCUCCCAUCAAACAGAAGAAAUUUGGAACAUAAUUUUGUUUUUCUACAAAUCAAUAUAUUUUUGUCUUCAUGGUUUAUUAUCACUGCAGUUACAUUGUGUCCCGGACUGGGGUGCAUAGUUCCUAUCAGGACUCCUGUGGUCUCACCUGUCUAGAGAAGAGCUGACGCAUGAUUGGACAGUGAAUUGAACGUCGCUUGUUUAUUUUUUUUUAUAAAAUGACAAAUCCGACUUCUAGUGGAUCCAACUAUAAAGAAAUGACUGUUGUUACUUUC